Molecule: messenger RNA, 1414 nt
Organism: Balearica regulorum gibbericeps (East African grey crowned-crane)
Lineage: Eukaryota; Metazoa; Chordata; Aves; Gruiformes; Gruidae
Source: RefSeq, a predicted model, not a curated record
CACUGCACACAUACACUAAUUCAGAAUGAACCUCCGGCAGACAGCUUCACCCUGAACCCUGAGGACAGACGAGAAUACCCUGAUCUCCAGGCUGCCCACCGGCCGUUCCCUAAGCAGCGAUUCAGACAGGAAAACGGGCACACGUCCUUGCAAAGAGAUGGACCCAGAUCUUUCCUCCUGGAUCUCCCAAACUUCCCUGACCUGUCAAAAGCAGAUAUCAAUGGGCAGAAUCCCAACAUUCAGGUUACCAUUGAAGUGGUGGAUGGCCCCGACACUGAGACAGACAAGGAGCUGCAGAAAGAGAGCAGCAAGCCUAGCUGGCCAGUCCCAUCACCUGACUGGAGAAACUGGUGGCAGAGGUCCUCCACCUUGACUCGCAUGAGCAGUGGUGACCAGGACUAUAAGUAUGACAGCACUACUGAGGACAGCAACUUCCUAAACCCUCUCGGUGGGUGGGAUAGUCAUGCACCCAGUCACCGGACAUUUGAGUCCAAAGAGCAGCCAGAGUAUGAUUAUAUUGAUGGUGAGGGAGACUGGAGCCCGUGGUCCCUUUGUAGCGUCACCUGUGGGAGUGGCAAUCAGAAGCGGACGAGGUCCUGUGGGUACGCCUGCACUGCCACCGAGUCACGGACCUGCGACAGGCCCAACUGCCCAGGGAUUGAAGAUACCUUUCGGACAGCUGCCACAGAAGUGAGCUUACUUGCAGGAAGUGAAGACUUCAACGCUACCAAACUGUUUGAAGUUGAUACUGAUAGCUGUGAAAGAUGGAUGAGCUGCAAAAGCGAGUUCUUGAAGAAAUAUAUGCACAAAGUUGUCAAUGAUCUCCCCAGCUGCCCAUGCUCUUAUCCCAGAGAAGUUGCAUACAGCACUGCUGAAAUCUAUGAUCGAAUUAAGAGGAAAAACUUCCGCUGGAAAGAUGCAAGUGGUCCAAAGGAGAAACUGGAGAUUUAUAAACCCACUGCACGGUACUGCAUCCGCUCCAUGCUCUCUUUGGAAAGCACGACGCUUGCAGCACAGCACUGCUGCUAUGAUGAUAAUAUGCAGCUGAUUACCAGAGGGAAAGGGGCAGGUACACCAAACCUGAUCAGCAUCGAAUUCUCAGCAGAACUCCAUUACAAAGUGGACAUUCUGCCCUGGAUUAUAUGCAAAGGGGACUGGAGCCGAUACAAUGAAGCACGGCCUCCAAACAAUGGGCAGAAGUGCACAGAAAACCCUUCAGACGAAGACUACUACAAGCAAUUUCAAGAAGCAAGGGAAUACUGAAAAGAUUUCCCUCCUCUUCAGACACAAAACCGCAUUCAUUUCCUGGAUGCCAAAGAACUAAUAACGGCUGCUGCAUUGUCUCCUUGACAGGGGUUGAUCAGUUUCUUUCUAAUGAAUGUAUAUAGUUGUAAUAUAAUACAUAAGUAUUUUU